Molecule: messenger RNA, 1791 nt
Organism: Phanerochaete carnosa HHB-10118-sp
Lineage: Eukaryota; Fungi; Basidiomycota; Agaricomycetes; Polyporales; Phanerochaetaceae
Exons: 10
Coding region: 42-1604 (520 amino acids)
Biological process (GO): mitochondrion distribution
Cellular component (GO): cytoplasm
Source: RefSeq, a predicted model, not a curated record
CGCCCCUAAAAUCUGCCCCCAGGUGCGCGAGUUGAAAAGAGAUGAGAGAAAUUCUAUAUUUCCAAGCCGGUAGAGUCUCCAAUUUUAUCGGCACUCAUUUUUGGAAUGCGCAAGAGAACUGCUUCACAUACGAAGACGAUGCUCAAGAGUCUUUGGUGAAUCACGACGUUUCGUUUAGAGAAGGAUUAAACCAGCGGGGAGAUUCCACGUUUUGCCCCAGACUGCUCCUCUUUGACCACAGAUCGAAUUUUGGAGCUCUAUCUGACAUUUCCGGCGAUACAAAAAACGAUGCGGAUGACGUCACGGCUUUAUGGAGCGGCGAGACAGUGCAAUAUUGUAGCGAACCCAUUAGACGCAGCGAAUAUCACGUACAGCUUGAGGCUGACGGCGAUGAGAGUCGCUUAGAGACUGAUGAUCAAAGGGAUGAAGCGCAAGUGAAUGAUUCCAAGGUCCAGUACUGGUCAGAUUACAGUCGCGUGUACCUCCACCCACGGAGUGUUCAUCGCCUUCCUGACCUUCCUGACUGGGACGACGCGGAAGGGGAUUGGGUCAAUAGCUCGGAUACGUUCCAAAAAUAUGAUGAGGAUAACGAUUUCAUGGAAGACUCGUUUCGUAUCUUUGUUGAAGAAUGUGACCACCUCCAGGGAUUUCAAACUAUGAACGACUCACUCACCUUCGGCGGCUUCACCCACUCCUUCCUCACCCGCUUUCGCGAUGACUUCGCCAAGUUGCCAUGCCUCUCGUUUCCUGUUCUUUCGGGUUCCGUCCCGGGCAUGGCAGAUGUAGAUGACUCUCGUGCGGUCGGAAAAGCACUGAACGAUGCCCUACUCCUUCAGAGCUUGAGCGACUUAUCCACGUUGACCGUUCCAAUACAACCUCCAUCCCUCUGGUCGUCAAGUACUUGGCUGCGCGACCUAAACCUGACUUUCGACAGCGUGUACCAGACAUCUGCUAUCCUCGCUACGCACGUCGAAGAUGUCACACUCCCGAUGAGACUGAAAUAUGACCGCGUUGACAUGGCAUCUCUUGCCUCGUCGCUAAGCUGGAGCAAUGAUAAGCUUUUCGCCGACCUUCAGGGAGCAUUUCCAUUGUUUCGUACGUGGGAUACAGAGGGGUUUCCUGAACCGAUGGUUUAUAAUUUUUCUACCGUCAACGGAGACGGCACAACCUGCGUGGACGCAGCAUCGACAUAUGCUCGAAUGAACGUCUCACGAGGCUUUUCGGAGGUAGAGAAGAAAUCAUUCAUGGGAUGGGCGGAAUGUUUCCGACCUGAGCCCUACACCUUGCAUGCCCCAGCCAUCGAGUUACCAUCCUCCUUCCCUCGCUUCUUCGUCUCUUCCUCUUCCUCUUCUUCUGUUCCGCCACACCAAGCAAGGUCGCUCAGCAGCCUAUCUAGCGGUGCCUCGCUGUCGUCGCUCUUUGGCGCCUAUGGUGCGGUGGCGAAAGAUUGCCUUGGACAGCGCCGUGACGUAGUGACAAGGAUGGGGCUAGAGGUUGAUGACGUGAGGGAGCUGCGAGAUAACUUGUGGGCCCUCGAAGAUGCGUACAAGAUCGACGAGGAAGUGAGCGAUGACGAUGAGUUGGGCGAGGACGAGGAAACGUGAGGGCUCCCGGUGUAAGCCCUCUGGCAAACGGGAAUUAUCUCCAAACAUUUCAACUUCAACGACGAUGGAUACAAUCGCGAUACAUUCUGACGGGACUUUGAAACUAGGUUAGACUUGCUACACCGAAAAUAAAGCCAUCUCUCUCGACUCCCAGAACCCAUGUCUCAGGACUCAACACACUCGGGCC